AUGGAGAUGUUUGGGACAGUUGUUCUGCGAAAACUCGCGCUACCACCACCGCCGCCUUCACGUUACCUCUCCGGCGGAUGGAUAGUUCCUUCUAAUAUUUGCUACUGCGCGUGUGCUAGAUUCUGUGGUGACCGUCGGGAGCUUGGCGGAUGGAGACCUACUGAAGCCAUCCGCCUUUUACAGCGUCCUGAGCCGGCUUUCUCCCGCAUUUCCCAAAAUGCGGCUCUGAUAACUGAAGAAGUCAACGGCCAGGGACCAAAUCAAAGGAUUUCAAACUCGGUUGCUAUGCUGUCGGGUUACAUGUGUUGGUGUGACUACUGCCGUAUUGAUGGUGUGACAGUCCUGAGUAUGGACCACAGUGGCUUGAUCCAGGAAGGGCUUUGUGUACCUGAGAACAUUGUAUCUUCUAGCGUGUGUGGACUGGGCUCAGAUAAAGGUCAGGAGACUGCCAUGAACUCUUUAGGUGGCCUUGAGUUUUCUUCAGAAAAAAAUCCAGAGAUGCAGUUCGAAGUGAAUAAAACUGAGGUGGUGGAGACUUCUUCUGUAUAUGGAAAACCCCUAGAUAACUUCAGUACUGUUCACAAAAGUCCACCUGGAGUACAGAAAAGUUGUAUACCUGCAGUAGAAGCUGUGGCCUUAGAUAGGUCUUCCAGGGACAAACAGAGUACUCUCAACAUCAAUGGUCUUAGCUACCUACAGCUGCCCUGGGCCAGUCCUUACAUGAAAGGUGCCAUGCCAGCCACUUACCCUUUACUUGAUUCACCAAGUAUGUAUUCACUGAAAACAUACCAGGCCUUGCCACCUCAGCAAUCCUGCAGCUUGACCCAGCCUCUGAAUUCUCCAGUCUGCACAAAUGAAAAGCACUUUCUCUACCUGCCAACAUCUCACUCUGUCAGUCCCCACAUUCUGUCCUCUCUGGUUUCACCUGUGAGACUCUCAAUACCUUCAGCCUCCGUAGUUGUUCCACGUUUGGUCCGCUGUAUAGAGAAAAGCCUGCCCUGGAAGAUUGGCGUCAGUCCUUGGAACAGUAUUGAUUCCCAUGCUGCUCCCUGCAUCCAGGACAGUGAACAGUUUAGGAUGCCCUCUACUGAAGUAGUCACCAGUGGUAUCCCUGGAGAUACAGGUCUCCUUUUGCCCCUUUCAUCUUGGCCAUCACCAAAGGUCCGUUUCCCUUCCCAGCCCACCCCAGACAGCUACUCCACAUUCCAUAAACACUGUUCUGUGAUCUCCACCUCUCCAUCCAACACCCUGCCAAACUCAUGCAUGACAGCCAGCAGUGAGUUCCCUAUGUCCAGGUUCCUGAAAAGCAAGUAUCUGAGGGAUCCAGAAGGAGCCCAGAGUGCUCAUCCAGUUCCUGAGCACAUUGGGAAAACAGGAGGUCAAGAUAGAAGAGAUGGCAGCUCAUAUCCUCUGUUGGAAAAGCAGAUGGUUACCAAAGAUGUCACCAGUAAGUCACUGGACUUGUCUUCUGAAGUAGUGAUUGUAGACACUUCCAAAGUUGACCACAUGAAAAAGAUGGCUCCUAUGGUCCUGGUUAACAGCAGAACGGGAAAUGGCUUAGUGCUCCCUGAGAGUGACAUUCUGAAACAAAGUUCAUCUCUUUCAGGAAAUGGAUAUUCUGUCUAUAGAUCUGAGAUUAGCAUAGCUCCCUCAUCAUGGGUGGUGCCUGGGCCAAGUCGUAAUGAGGAAAAAAAUGGCAAAGGCCUGUCACUGAAAAACAAAGACUCAGCCCAGGUAAUACUGCAGCAGCAACCCAGUUGUUUGUUUCCCUGCAUGGGCGUCACAGACACCACGGCUACUGUUUGGGGGUCUAAGUUGGACAUGAGACAUCCAGCUGUUGUGUUGCCAGUUGCAAAUGCCAGUGCAGAUGACAUUAAGGCUAGGAUGAACUCCAUGGAUACUACAGCAUGUGUUAGUCAACACAUGGGCCAGCCCCUGACCACACCUACCAUAAAUAGCAGUGGCACCAGCAGCAGGGAUAGCAAAGCCAGCAAUCCAGAACCAAGUCUCAAAGCAAAUGAGAAUGGAUUCAGACCAAGCUCAGUAUUUCUGUCUCCAAAUGAGAUGUUCAUGUCCCCACCAAUUACCUACUCUAGGAGUUACUUCCCUUACGCAGCACCUGAAAGCACUCCUCUCAGUCCCCUCUCUUUACCUGGCAAGAGAUCUCUUUGCCCUCACUCAAUUUCCUUACCAAAUAGUACUCUGUUCCCUGGGCAUCUUUUCCCAAAGCUCAGACUGCCCUACAUGGGCCAGCCACAGUUUGUGACCUAUCAAGACUCAGGCAUGGGCUAUCCCAUUAUGCCCAUAGAGAUCACUAAAGAGGAGAAGCCACAGAAAUGUUCCUGUUCCCAUCACAGAGCCUGUUAUGAGGACCCAACCCUUCAGAAUCACUUUCCUCAGAAGUUGGAAUCUAGCAGCACCAAGUUACAUUCAGAAGUCUCCACUGAGAACCUAAAUUCAAGCUGUAUGUGGAAUCAAGGAGGAAAUGUUGCCAGGAGUGGCAACCUUGUCUAUGUAGACCUUCUGGAAAAGUCAUAUGCUACAACUGAUACAGACAUAUUCAAACAUGCAUUGGCAGCUGAGAGUGUUUGUCAGAGUGAUGAGCCCACCAAGCCCCCAACUGACACAGCCCUACAGCCACAGGAUUUUAUCCCUCUAAGUGAGGAGACAAGGCACAGCAGUGACUUCCAUGAACCCCAUACAUUCAGACAGGCUGUAGGCUUAAGCAAGAAGAAUGUUUCAGCAGGAACCAACAAGGAGAACCUGGCCAUGCCAGUUUUGACUCCAUUCCUUGAGCCAACUCUAGGGAAUGAUGGCCCUUCUGUAACUUCUGGUAAAACCAAAGAGAAUCCCAAACCAUUUUGCAUGGGUGGUGCCCCACCAAGUGUGGAUAUCACCCCCACUUAUACCAAAGAUGGAGUUGAUGAGGCAGAAUCAAACAAUGGCAAAGUUCUGAAACCGAAGCCAUCUAAGCUGGUAAAAAGAAUGGCAAACUCUGCUGGUUAUCUGGGUGACCAGUUCAAGUGUGUCACUACAGAGCUGUACGCAGAUUCAAGUCAGCUCAACCGGGAGCAGCGGGCUUUACAGAAUGCAAUGAUGCGCUUCUCAGAGUUGGAGAUGAAAGAAAGAAAAUGUGCAGCUAAACACUCUGAGGUAUGUAAAUUUAACUCUACUGACCGGCGAAGGCUGAAGGGAAAUCAAGAUAAAAAACCAAAGUUGGUGGCAUUGGAGGCUGUUGCCGACCAGAGCAACCGUGAAAGAUACAAGUAUAGUGCUGGAAACAAACAGGAUCCUUUCAAAGCCCCAGAGAACAAAGAAUUUCCUAUGGAAAAGUGCUUCAUGGACAAGCAGUCUGUAAGUGAGCCACCUUCUGACCAAGUAGCUUCAGACAUACCAGACGGCUGCAGCCUUUGUUGGCUGGACAAAAAAUGUGUCUUGGGCACCAGCAACCACACUGUAGAAGAGAUGCCAAAAGUCCCUGUGCUAAAAGCCAAGCAGAGACGGGUCUCCAAAGGUGACUGGCCUAAGAAGGAAAUGAGUUUGUCUGACCACUUAGAAGACUCACAUCAUAGUGAGCCGACUAAGCUAAAAGUAUGCAUUGAAUUAACAGGGCUCCAUCCCAAAAAACAGUGCCACUUGCUGCACCUUAAAGAACAAUGGCAGCAGCAGGUGUCAGCAGCAGAGAGCAAACCUGGCCAGUGGGACAGGAAGGAAGUGACCCAGGGCAGUAACAUUUCUGAAGAGAAACCCAGGAGAAAAAGGACAGUGGCCAAAGGCAAUAGGAGCUGCUCAGAGAAGUCCCUGAAAUCUAGUGGCAAUGAACAAGGUACGCCUCUCCUUUUAGGCUCUCCUAGACAAUGUAUGAAGAGCCUUUUAUCUACCAUCACAAGUCACCAAAUGCACAACCAGCCACGGUGCACAUCAUGUUCAAGAGUGCAUAUGAAACAGCAGAAAGUUAAAGAAAGCCAGAAAACAUAUGUACUAUGUAGAGACGAAGAAGAGGAUUACUAUCCUGCUGCCAUCUCACUUCAGAAAUAUACUGACAACAUUGAGAAACCAUCUGGGAAAAGAUUGUGUAAAACAAAGCACUUGAUCCCUCAAGUACCCAGGCAGGCCUCCUCAGUGACAGGGGACUGCCAUGUGGACAAUGCAGAUGGCAAGGUGACUAUCCAGAGAUUUAGAAAUCACCCUGCACCCAGUUCUGACUGUGAUCAGUCACCAGACAGGAAGGGCCAAAAGCCCUUCAACCAUUUGCAACAGUUGCUGCUGGCUUCCAAAUCGUCACAGCCACCAAGCUCAAGCUCUGCUCCGCAAAUGACCAAGUCACACCAUUUGCAGCUGGAGGCACGGAGACUUAUUGUCAGUAAGAAUGCUGGAGAGACUCUCCUGCAGCGGGCUGCCCGACUUGGUUAUGAGGACUUGGUCUUGUACUGCCUGGAAAACAAGGUUUGUGAUGUGAAUCAUCAGGACAAUGCAGGUUACUGUGCCCUCCAUGAAGCUUGUGCAGGAGGUUGGUUCCUCAUUGCUCAACACCUUCUUAAACAUGGUGCUGACGUUAACUGCAGUGCCCACGAUGGGACCAGGCCUCUUCAUGAUGCAGUUGAGAAUAAUUACUUGGAGAUUGUUCGCCUGCUUCUUUCAUAUGGUGCUGACCCUACUUUGGCUACAUACUCAGGUAGAACCAUCACAAAUAUGACUCAUAGCAGGCUUAUGGAAAUAUUUCUGGCAGAGUAUUUAAACGACUUACAGAGACACAAUGAUGCUGAACUUAAUGGCGCUUGGGAGUUCUAUGGAAGCUCUGUAUGUGAACCAGAUGAUACAGCUGGAUAUAAUGUUUUGGCAAACCCUCCAGGACCAGAGAAGCAGGAUGCUGAAGAUGAGGCUUUAAGUGACGUGUUUGAAUUUGAGUUUUCAGAUACUCCUCUCUUACCAUGUUAUAACAUCCAAGUAUCUGUUGCUCAGAGGCCACGAAACUGGUUAUUGCUUUCAGAUGUGCUUAAAAAAUUAAAAAUGUCAUCCUGUACGUUUCGAUGCAACUUUCCGAAUAUGGAAAUAGUUAGAAUUGCAGAGGCAGAGUUUUAUAGGCAGGUGUCAGCAAGUUUCUUAUUCUCUUGCUCCCAAGACCUGCAAUCCUUUAAUCCUGAAAGCAGAGAACUAUUAGAUUUAGUUGAAUUCACAAAUGAACUUCAGAUUCUGCUUGGCUCCUCUGUGGAAAGGUUAAAUCCCAGCAAUGUGGCCCUUGAGGACCACUGGUGA
Molecule: messenger RNA, 5256 nt
Organism: Sus scrofa (pig)
Lineage: Eukaryota; Metazoa; Chordata; Mammalia; Artiodactyla; Suidae
Source: RefSeq, a predicted model, not a curated record